This is a messenger RNA of Lampris incognitus (smalleye Pacific opah), 3984 nucleotides long. It is a transcript of the gene atp10b, whose product is annotated as ATPase phospholipid transporting 10B. Gene Ontology annotation, cellular component: plasma membrane. Lineage: Eukaryota; Metazoa; Chordata; Actinopteri; Lampriformes; Lampridae. Gene Ontology annotation, biological process: phospholipid translocation. Gene Ontology annotation, molecular function: ATP hydrolysis activity; magnesium ion binding; ATPase-coupled intramembrane lipid carrier activity. The record is from RefSeq and is a predicted model, not a curated record.
AUGUCGUGGAGAAGCCCAUUGGCUCUAGUGAGGGAUGCUCUGAGAGGUCAGAGGGCGAGAGAGAGAGCCACCCGUACCUUGGCCUCCAAUCUGCCCUACGAGGGCCUGGAUAAGAGGCUCCAACCUAACCACUAUUUUCCUGGCGAUGCCGUCAAAACCACCCUAUACACUCUCCCCCUCUUCUUACCCAUGAACCUCUUUGAGCAAUUUCACCGUCUCGCAAACAUCUACUUUUUAGGCCUCGCUGUUCUGAACUUUGUCCCUGCGGUGAAUGCAUUUCAGCCUGAGGUAGCUCUUAUUCCCAUCUGUGUGAUCCUUGCUCUGACUGCACUGAAGGGUGGCUGGGAGGACUUCAAGAGGUACCAGUCAGACAGGAAGCUCAAUAACACGCCAUGCCUCAUCUACCGCAGGAAAGAGAAGGAGUUUGUCAACAGGCAUUGGGAGGAUGUGAGGGUGGACAACUUUGUGAAGGUGGUUUACAAUGAGAUCAUUCCCGCAGACCUCCUGCUCCUGCACACAUCUGACCCUAACGGAGUCUGCCACCUAGAGACAGCCAACCUGGAUGGAGAGACUAACCUCAAACAGAGAUGGGCUGUGCCAGGUCUCUCUGACUUUGAGCUCGUGAGCUUCAACUGUGCAGUUGUGUGUGAAAGGCCCAACGACAACUUGAAUCAUUUCAAGUGUUACGUAGAGAAACCUAAUAAGGAGAAGACGGGUAUCGGAAUUGAGAGUUUGCUGCUCAGAGGCUGCACAGUGAAAAACACAGACCAUGCUGUUGGCUUUGUGGUGUAUGCAGGCCACGAAACCAAGUCCAUGCUCAACAACAAUGGGCCAAGAUACAAGCACAGCAAACUAGAGCGGAAGCUGAACAUAGACAUCAUCUUCUGCGUCAUUCUCCUCUUCACGAUGUGUUUCGUUGGAGCGCUUGGUCACUUCAUCUGGCACACCUCUUACCUGGUCCCUGACAGUGACAGCCACCUCAACACUCCUUCACUGUCUGGCUUCUACAUGUUCUUCACUAUGAUCAUCCUGCUGCAGGUCCUGAUACCCAUCUCUCUCUAUGUGUCGAUUGAGCUGGUUAAGAUUGGCCAGAUCUUCUUCAUCACCAACGACACUGAUCUGUGGGGUGAGGACUCCAACAGCCGCAUCCAGUGCCGAGCCCUGAAUAUUACAGAGGACUUGGGCCAGAUCGAGUACAUCUUUUCAUACAAGACUGGUACACUCACUGAGAACAAAAUGGUGUUCCGUCGAUGCACCAUCAGUGGCACCGAAUAUUCACAUAGCGAGAACGCCAUUCGCUUGGCUGUCCUCAAUGAGCCUGAUUCAGAUGACGAGGUCAUCUUUGACCAGCGGCCACAGGCCCCGCAGACAGGAUGGACGCUGGAUACCGAGGACACUGCCCCUGAAGCCACCCAACAUUUCCAUCACGGCCGAGGCAGAUGCAAGGUCGCAGGAAUUGCCCAAGGAGAUCUAGCCUUCAGCAGUUCACUGGAAACUGAGGUGGUUCCAGAUGGGAAGCUGCUCCAGCGGGUUGCAGGAAUAGGGAUGAGCAGCAACAGCAGCAGCAGCCAGAACACAGAUCCCUACCUGGACUUUUUUCUGGCUCUCGCCAUCUGCAAUACUGUAGUGGUUUCCACGGCAACUGCUCAGAGACAGAGGGUGAGCAGACACCCCAGAUCCUCCGAGUCAAAUUAUCCAUCAGACAACUUAUCGAGCCUGGCAAGAAAGAUUGAUGCCCUUCGCCAAACUAUUUCCACCGGGCAGCCUUUCUCCAAAUCAAGGCAUACUUUCUCUGAAAGCUCAGCUGUAGAGGAGACCCACUGUAAUCGUUCUGCCAAAAUGGAUGUGUCUGGAGGCCCCAGUGCCACAAAAGGUACCCUCCAUAGCCGAUCCCAGAACAGCCGGUCAAUGGUUGACUCAGAUAGGCUGUGCUAUGAGGCGGAGAGCCCUGACGAGGCAGCCUUGGUGUAUGCAGCUAAGGCAUAUGGCUUCACUUUGUUGGCAAGGACCCCUGACAGCGUGACCGUAAGGCUCCCACCUAAGGAGGAACUGGUGUUUGAGGUGCUGGACACACUGGCUUUUGAUUCCAACAGGAAGAGAAUGUCUAUCCUGGUGCGACACCCAAUCACCAGAGAGCUGGUGCUCUACAUUAAAGGUGCAGACUAUACUAUCAUGGAACUACUGGUUCCCUGCACCACAGGCAAAUGUGCUAACCAGUCAACUAAAGGUAUAGCGGCAAAUACACAAAAACACCUAGACUGCUAUGCUAAGGAGGGGCUGAGUACACUUUGCUUUGCAAAGAAGGUGUUGCGUCAAAAGACGUAUAAUGACUGGUCAGUAAUCAGACAGAGAGCUCUUGCUGCUAUAGAUAACAGAGAAAACCUUGUCAGGGACAGUGCUGUUCACCUAGAGACAAACUUGACAUUGUUAGGGGCCACAGGCAUUGAGGACCAACUGCAAGAGAGUGUCCGUGACACUAUUGUGGCACUGCGGGAGGCAGGGAUCCAGGUGUGGGUGCUCACUGGUGACAAGCCAGAGACAGCUGUCAACAUCGGCUAUGCCUGCGGGCUAUUGGAUGAGGGAGACUUGGUGAUUAACAUGAGCUCCAGGAACAAGCUCAUGUGCACCUCCACCUUGGACUGUGCUCUGGAGGAAGUGAGAAGGCUUGAAGAUGAUCCUCAGACCGUUUGUGCAGGCCCCAUCAUUUCUCUGGUGAUUGACGGACGCACCCUGGCCAUGGCCCUGGACUCGGACCUGCAGGAGCGAUUUGUGCAGCUGGCCCGGCGUUGCCACUCUGUGCUCUGCUGUAGCGUCACACCCUUACAGAAAAGCACCGUGGUCAAAGUUAUCAGAGAAAAACUGAAGGUCAUGACCCUUGCUGUUGGUGAUGGUGCCAAUGAUGUCAGCAUGAUUCAAGCAGCCGACAUUGGAAUUGGAAUAUCUGGUCAAGAGGGGAUGCAGGCAGUAAUGGCGAGUGACUUUGCUAUCUCCCGCUUCAAACGCCUCAAAAAGCUUUUGCUGGUCCAUGGGCACUGGUGUUAUUCUAGACUAGCGAAUAUGAUCAUUUACUUUUUCUACAAAAAUGUGGCCUAUGUGAAUCUAUUGUUCUGGUAUCAGUUCUUCUGCAGCUUUUCUGGCACUGCCAUGAUGGACUACUGGCUGAUGAUUUUCUUCAACCUCUUCUUCACCUCUGUGCCACCCAUCAUGUUUGGGAUAAUGGACAAGGAUGUUUCAGCAGAGACACUGCUGGGUCUUCCAGAACUGUACAGGACCAGACAGGGGGAAGGGGAGUACAAGGUUUCAACCUUCUGGACUGCUAUGCUUGACGCCUUCUAUCAAAGUCUUGUGUGCUUCUUUAUUCCAUACUGGACCUACCGAGAUUCAGAUGUUGAUGUUUUCACCUUUGGAACUCCUUUGAACACGACUUCCUUAUUUACCAUCCUCCUGCAUCUGUCUAUAGAGAUCACGACUUGGACAGUGGUCCACUCGGUUAUCAUGCUGGGCAGCAUGGCUAUGUACUUCAUUGUGACCCUGGCCUAGAGCGCCAUCUGCAUUACCUGCAACCCUCCUUCCAACCCAUACUGGAUCCUGCAAAACCAGAUGGCAGACCCGAUGUUCUAUCUGGUCUGCAUCAUCACCACUGUGGUGGCUUUGCUGCCCAGGUACACAUUCCACGUGCUGAGGAACACACUGGCCCCCUCCCCAAUUCUGUGGGCCAGGCAUCUGGACUGGUUGGACCCUUCUGUCAGGGAGCAGUGGAUCAAGGAGUGGAGGAGCUUCAGAAGCACAGGGGAUGUCAAUCUCUCCAGGCCGCCCACCCCACCUUCUCCUUCUCCCAUCCCAGAGACUACUGAGGGCACACCACCUCCAUUUCCAGACCUCUUUGAUAUCACGGGGGCUAACAUCCCACUCAAAGUCAUCAUUGAGGGUGGUCGGGACCCCCGGCAACUCUUAGGAUCUGGGUCCGGUUUGUUGGACUGUUAA